UAAACGCACUAUUAGCUUUUGCUUUUGUUGUUAAAUUAAGAAAUAUAUGAUCAGAGAUUACGGCGAGAGGUCACGUGCGUCUAUAAAAGCGAGUGAACAGCUGAUUGUGACGUCACUCUCCAACAUGGCGGACUGGAACAGAGGUCAUGACUCUGUGGAUGAUAUGCUCGAUGCUGAAAACAAGCGACUGGCUGAAAAUCUGGCCACCAAAGUCUCCAGACUGAAAUCUCUGGCGUAUGACAUCGACAGGGAAGCUGAUGAUCAGAAUGACUAUCUGGACAACAUGGACUCAAACUUCCUGAGUGCGACAGGCCUGCUGAGCGGCAGCGUGAAGCGUUUCUCCACCAUGGUCCGAUCCAGCAGAGACAAUCGCCGCAUCCUUUGCUACGUCUCUAUGGGCCUGGUGGUGGUUUUCUUCGUGCUCUACUACCUGAUUUCAAGGAUUCAGCGCUGAUGUGACCACCAGCUCAGACUCUGGAAUCCCCUGUGAUUUUCCUACAACAGACAGAACUUUUUUUGCUGUGAGAAAGUGAGGGGGCAACUUGCAGAAACCAUUUUUGAUGAAUUGUUGAACUGACUCUCAAGGCAGUCACAUGAACAAUAUUUGAGUAUUUAAAAAAAACAAAGAGAAGGAUGUGUCUUGUGGACUGAAGGAUUUUGUGCUUGACACUUGUGCUUGCCAUCCAGGAAGUCCUAAUAUGGGCAAAGAGAGGGUGGAGCCUGAAUGCAGAUACCUAAAUAGAGCAUGAUAUGUAGAUAAACCUGUCCUGGCCAGUGUAUGUUGAUUAUAAAGUAGCUAUUUAUAUAUUUAUAUAUAUAUAUAUAUAUAUAUAUAUAUAUAUAUAUAUAUAUAUAUAUAUAUAAGAUAACAUCUAAAUAAUAUGACUGUUUCACAAUGACAAUACAUUUUAAUUUUGGUAAUGAGAAGGCCACAGAAAGGUCAACAAACAUUGGUAUUUUUUUACGGUGUGAUUUAAAGGUCAAACUGGUUUGACGUUGGCACAUUGUUUUAUUGUUUCCCCUAAAUUAUGUUGCAGAUUUGUUUUAAGGAUGUUUGUCACAGUAAAAAGGUAGCACUGUCUGCUUAUCUGUUUGUAGUGUGGGACUGGGACAAAGUAGACAAUGGUUUGGCACGUGGCAGCAGUUGAUAAGGGGGGCAGUGUGAAACAAUCAGACAUGUUAAGUGGUUGGGGUCUAUCCUGCUCAUGGGUCACAGGGGCAUUUAUUUUUAAUAAUAUGUAUUAAUAUAUAUUUUACUCAUUGAUUUUUUGACAAAGACAGAGGGAAAUUUAAAAGGAUCAAUAGAAAAGCAUAACAUUCCUGAUACUGAUCAGCCCUAACACACUUUUAUUAUUAUCAUCAUCAUUACAUAAUGUAAUAAAGGGUUUAUUUUUGUGGAA
Solea solea (common sole) is the source of this 1400-nucleotide messenger RNA. It is a transcript of the gene bet1l, whose product is annotated as Bet1 golgi vesicular membrane trafficking protein-like. Gene Ontology annotation, cellular component: Golgi trans cisterna; SNARE complex. Gene Ontology annotation, molecular function: SNAP receptor activity. Lineage: Eukaryota; Metazoa; Chordata; Actinopteri; Pleuronectiformes; Soleidae. The record is from RefSeq and is a predicted model, not a curated record. The transcript has 4 exons. Bases 47 to 454 code for a protein of 135 amino acids. Gene Ontology annotation, biological process: retrograde transport, endosome to Golgi; regulation of retrograde vesicle-mediated transport, Golgi to ER.